AUGAGCCGCGUGCUGUUGAACGGCCACUUCAGGGCAGCCGCUCUGUUGGUCAACAUCAUUUCUUCGUUCAGCACAGCAGAAGCACAACAGUUUCCUGAUGGGCUUCUUGGCUACAGCUCCUAUCCGGGGUUGAGCGACAGCUGUGCUGAGGCGCUUAACACAACCGUGGCCAGCUGUUCAGUCUUCUUGGCUUCUGUAGCCGUCGACAUGCCUCGUCUUGCGUCGUCUUUGUUGGACGUACUAUGCACAGCAGACUGCAGAUCCUCUCUGACUUCCGUCCGAAACGUUAUUGCUGCGGGUUGUAGUACCAGUACCGACGUGCUUGAAAUUGGCUCAGUCGUUUAUCCUGCUACAUUUGUCAUUGAGAACCUCCUAUACGCGUUCGAUGUGUCUUGCACCAAAGACAGCGACACCGGUAUGUUCUGCGACCAAAUAUACAUGGAUGCUCUUGCCAACGGCACGGAGGUCGACAGCUGUUCCGACUGUGCUUUAAGUGUCGUGAGCAAGCAAUUGAGCUCUCCUUUUGGCUACCAUCCUCAGUUCGCGGAGGGAUUUCAAUCCGUCACUUCCAGGUGUGGCGCCACCGGCUAUGCCUUCACCUCACCGGCACCAUACGCCGUCAGCACCAAACCAAGUGCCCAGCCUACAGAUGCCCCGACCUGCACAUCGCCGUACACAGUCCAAGAAGGGGAUACGUGCGAUUCGAUUGCCACCUCCAAGGGCGUUUCGACUCUCAGCAUCGUGAAGGCUGGCAGAACUGACCCGGAUUGUACUACUUUGCAGGUGGGCGCGAAUCUUUGCUUGCCAGAGCCAUGUACAGUAUAUCGUGUUCAAUACGAUGACACCUGCCAAAGCAUCAUCGACUCAGUCGAAGGCCUACGGGCAACUGAUCUUCUUACUUGGAACGCAAACAUUAAUCCCCUAUGUUCGAAUUUAGGCGCAAUAGCUAAGAGUUUGAUCUGUAUCAGCCCCCCUGGAAGAACCCUGGCAGAUGUGACGAGCAUCACCGAGGCGCCGACAGCCACACAAGCGCCGCCUACGCCUGUGCCUCGACCUGCCAACGCCAAAGCAGAGUCAAAUGCCCGGUGUGCCGGGUGGUACGAGGUGCAGGCCGGAGACUACUGCCAGGCCAUUUCUAUUCGACAAGCCAUCGCCCUACAGGAUUUUUUCUUCCUCAAUCCGUCUAUUGAUCAGCCUGACUGUAACAAUCUAUGGCUCGAGACAUCUUAUUGUAUCAAGCCUGUGGGCGACAUCAAUACUUAUAGCGACUAUCCCUACUCCACGUCGCCUGUUUAUACGCUAACAUCAUCGUCUUAUGUCACGACUGCCGUGUCGCUGGUUCCGACGGUCGCACCCAUUGCGACGCCAAUCGUAGAGCUAUCUCUGGCUCCUGGCUCUGCUACGGAAGCCGACGGGUGUCUUGGAUUCGUCAGCCACCAUGUCGUCGUGCCGCAGAUGGACCAGUCCCUGCAAACGGAUGUACCUACCUUCAAUAAUACCAUUAAUAGUUGUUACUUCGCCAUUGGGGCGUACGAGUUUGACCUCAACGAGUUCCUAUCGUGGAACCCAAGCCUGCAAUCCGUAAACCCCUGCUACCUGCAGGAAGGCUAUAGGUACUGUGGCGAUCAUAAGGACGCUACACCUGAUCUACCGAGAACUGGUACUUGUCUCCCCAUUGAGGAGCCGCAUUCGGGUACUAUAUCAUCCUGCUCUUGCUUUACAAUUAUCAAGGGCUAUGAAGCUACGUCAUACUCCUGCGAAGAUAUCGCCGAUGAUCAUAAAGUAACCGUCAGCAACCUCAUGGCCUGGAACCCCUGGAUCGGCGACCAGUCCAGUUGCGACACGGGUAUUUACGCCGACUUGGAAGAGUCGGCCGACCGCCCUGUGUGUGUCGGAGUGGACAGUAACGGCGGAGGUGCGACCAUCACCCGUCCCCCAAGCACCACGACUACCGAGGCACCCAUCACCACUUCCACCUCGGUCAGCCCCGGCGCCCCCACGCAGACCGGCAUCGUCGAGAGCUGUGUUAAGUACUACGUCGCGCAAUCUGGUGACGGAUGCUGGGCUAUUGCCAACGAUAACGCUAUCGCCCUGGAUAAUUUCUAUGCUUGGAACCCCGCAGUUGGUACUGAUUGCGCGAACCUAUGGCCUGGGUACGCUUACUGCGUCCAGGGUCCGGCUUCGUCGCCCACGACAUCGGCCAUGCCCACGUCGACGUCAGGUGGAGUUUCUCCGCCCGGGCCAACACAAGACGGUGCGAGUUCUUCUUGCAAGCAAUGGCAUACAGUGGUCGAUGGAGACGGUUGCUGGGCCAUUGCCAACGAUAACGGCAUCGCCUUGGACGAUUUCUAUUCUUGGAACCCCAGCAUCGGUUCUAACUGCGAGAAUUUAUGGUUGGGAUACAGUGUUUGUGUCGGGGUUUGA
Molecule: messenger RNA, 2424 nt
Organism: Neoarthrinium moseri
Lineage: Eukaryota; Fungi; Ascomycota; Sordariomycetes; Amphisphaeriales; Apiosporaceae
Exons: 5
Coding region: 1-2424 (807 amino acids)
Source: RefSeq, a predicted model, not a curated record